AUGGCACUGCGCACUGGGACGGCUUGGUUUGGGCAAGUCCUGCGCCGAGCCUCCAGGCUGCAGGGUACUUGGUCCAGGAGAUCCAGUAGCCUCCUGUGUCUUUCCUCUUCCCAGGAACACGAGCAGGGAGUAGGGAGAGGUGACCAACCCUGCAUACACCACCACCACCACCAUCACAGCCACCCCCUCCACUCCCACUCUCCAGGUGCCCAGCCCAGCCAUUGCUGCCUGCAACUUCCCAGCGGCUGCUGCGCCCUCUCAGACAGGACGGGGGGACAUGAUCCCCUCACAAGCCGGUUGCUGGUGGCCAUGAAGAGGCAGAACGUGCGGACUUUGUCCCUCAUCAUCUGCACGUUCACUUAUCUGCUGGUCGGGGCCGCUGUCUUUGAUGCACUGGAGUCAGACUACGAAAUGCGGGAGGAAGAGAAGCUUAAAGCCGAGGAGAUCCGCCUUAAAGGGAAGUAUAACAUCUCCAACGAUGACUACCGGCAACUGGAGCUGGUCAUCAUGCAGUCCGAGCCUCACCGGGCAGGGGUUCAAUGGAAAUUUGCAGGAUCCUUUUACUUUGCCAUCACAGUCAUCACCACUAUAGGUUAUGGGCAUGCCGCUCCAGGCACGGAUGCUGGAAAGGCGUUCUGCAUGUUCUAUGCUGUGCUAGGAAUCCCUCUUACCCUGGUCAUGUUCCAGAGCCUUGGUGAACGAAUGAACACCUUUGUGAAGUUCCUCCUAAAAAGAAUCAAGAAAUGCUGCGGCAUGAGGAGCACAGAUGUCUCAAUGGAGAACAUGGUGACAGUGGGCUUCUUCUCCUGCAUGGGGACAUUAUGCAUUGGAGCUGCAGCCUUUUCCCAUUAUGAAGAUUGGAGCUUUUUUCAAGCGUAUUAUUAUUGCUUUAUAACUUUAACUACAAUAGGAUUUGGAGACUAUGUGGCCCUUCAGAAAAACAGGGCCCUCCAAAAGAAGCCAGUCUACGUGGCUUUUAGCUUUAUGUACAUUCUAGUGGGUUUGACAGUCAUUGGGGCAUUUCUUAACUUAGUUGUUCUCAGGUUUUUAACCAUGAACAGUGAAGACGAAAGGAGGGAUGCAGAGGAACGGGCAUCUCUUGCCGGAAAUCGGAGCAGCAUGAUCAUCCACAUCCAAGAAGAUUCACAACAUGGUCGGCCUCGAUAUAAGACCGAAGUUACAGACCUUCAGUCAGUUUGCUCUUGCAUGUGCUACAGGUCUCAUGAGUACACCAGCAGGGUGGUAUCUCAUCAAAAUUCAUUCAGCUCCAAGCUGAACCCACAGUACUUUCAUUCUAUAUCUUACAAGAUUGAAGAAAUAUCACCAAGCACAUUAAAAAACAGUCUCUUCCCAUCUCCCGUUAGCUCUGUUUCUCCUGGUUUGCACAGCUUUACAGAAAACCACAGGCUAAUGAAAAGGCGAAAGUCUAUCUAA
This is a messenger RNA of Bufo bufo (common toad), 1434 nucleotides long. RefSeq names its product potassium two pore domain channel subfamily K member 9 (gene KCNK9). The record is from RefSeq and is a predicted model, not a curated record. NCBI's taxonomy places the organism in Eukaryota, Metazoa, Chordata, Amphibia, Anura, Bufonidae. Gene Ontology annotation, cellular component: membrane. The coding region runs from base 1 to 1434 and encodes 477 amino acids. The transcript has 2 exons. Gene Ontology annotation, biological process: potassium ion transmembrane transport; stabilization of membrane potential. Gene Ontology annotation, molecular function: potassium ion leak channel activity.